This is a messenger RNA of Zalophus californianus (California sea lion), 2446 nucleotides long. RefSeq names its product family with sequence similarity 83 member A (gene SACK1A). Lineage: Eukaryota; Metazoa; Chordata; Mammalia; Carnivora; Otariidae. Gene Ontology annotation, biological process: epidermal growth factor receptor signaling pathway. The transcript is spliced from 4 exons. The coding region runs from base 1 to 1308 and encodes 435 amino acids. The record is from RefSeq and is a predicted model, not a curated record.
AUGAGCCGGUCCAGGCAUGUGGGCAAGAUCCGGAAACGCCUGGAAGAGGUCAAGAGCCAGUGGGUCCGGCCCACCAGGGCCGAUUUCAGCGACAAUGAGAGUGCCCGGCUGGCCACAGACGCCCUCUUGGAUGGGGGUCCUGAGGCCUACUGGCAGGCACUCAGCCAGGAAGGUGAGGUAGACUUCUUGUCCUCGGUGGAGGCCCAGUACAUCCAGGCCCAGGCCAAGGAGCCCGCUUGUGCCCUGGAGCCCCCAGGAGGGGCAGAGGCAGGCCCCCGGGGACUGGACUCCCGCUCCCUGCACUCAGGCACCUACUUCCCCGUGGCCUCCGAGGGCAGUGAGCCCACCCUGUUGCACACCUGGGCCUCAGCCGAGAAGCCCUACCUGAAGGAAAAGUCCAGCGCCACUGUGUACUUCCAGACGGACAAGCACAACAACAUCAGAGACCUCAUUCGCCGCUGCAUCAGCCGGACCAGCCAGGUCCUGGCCAUCGUGAUGGAUAUGUUCACGGAUGUGGAGAUCUUCUGUGACAUUCUAGAGGCGGCCAACAAGCGUGGGGUGUUUGUCUGUGUGCUCCUGGACCAGGGAGGUGUGAAGCUCUUCCAAGAGAUGUGUGACAAAGUCCAGAUCUCUGACAGCCACCUCAAGAACAUUUCCAUCCGGAGUGUGGAAGGAGAGGUGUACUGUGCCAAAUCAGGCCGGAAGUUCGCUGGCCAAAUCCAGGAGAAGUUCAUCAUUUCGGACUGGAGAUACGUCCUGUCGGGAUCAUACAGCUUCACCUGGCUCUGCGGACACGUCCACCGGAACAUCCUCUCCAAGUUCACGGGCACCGCGGUGGAGCUGUUUGACGAGGAGUUCCGCCACCUCUACGCCUCCUCCAAGCCGGUGAUGGGCCCCAAGUCCCCCAGGCCUGUGGCGCCCCUGCAGCCCAGAGCAGGCCGCAGCCCCCCGCCUGGUCGCCUCAGUGGUAGCAGCUGCUCGGCCAGUGACCACACGUCCUCCGACCCCUUCAGCAGCCCCUCGACAGGCAGCAACCCCCAGAACCAGAGUCGGUCGGCGUCAUCGGGGCCCAGCAGUCCCCUGGCCCCCAACCCCCCUCCGCCCCCCAGGCUUCGGGCCCACCAUGGCCCAUGGGGGGCCCUGAGCCCACAGGCCCACUUCCCCCCGAGGCCCCUCGCCAGCGCCCCAGCUCCCUGCAGCAACCUCAGUGCCUACAGGCCCACGCGGCAGCAGCUAGAGCAGCUUGGCUUGCUGCCCCGGACGGCCCACAUCUGGAGGCCAUUUCUCCAAGCCUCCCCUCAUUUCUGAUGGGUCGCUUCCCCCCAGCAGCCCUCCCAGGGCCGGGGCGGGGCAUGCCUGGAGUGUCUGGCCCAAGGACUCCACCUCAAUGACUGGCAGCUUUUGAACUUGCUUCCCGUUGAACUAAAAGUGCUUGGACAGCAUCGUUGCCUGUGUUUGUUCCCAGGCCUGUGACCGUUCACUUGCCAACACCCCCCGGUCCCAGGGGUUCCCUCCCUAGUUUGGCCUAUGGAGCACAUUCCAGAAAGUUCCAGGGAGGUGGGGGGUGGGGAGCUAGCCAGGUUUCACAUAUGGGUAAACCGAGGCACUAAGAGCUAGAUUGUGGGUGUGACCAAGGUACUCCUGUUUCCCAGUGCCUGGGAAUGGCCCACUCUAUAGAAGGUAUGGGAACAUUUCGGGAUGUUUCUGGAAAAGGUGGUAAAGGCAUAAUAGUGAGGUAUCCCUGGGGCCGGUGAAUCAGGGAUGAGGCCCCAGAAUGUGCCACUCUAAGUAGUGUGGGGUCGGUUGAAACUGUAGCCCCCAAGGAUGGGGCAAGGCACCCGGGUGUCUCCGGGAUGGAAUUGGACCAGGCGGUUCAUCAGCUCAGGUUCUGGCUUCGGGGAGCCUUGGGCUGGUCUCGAGGUCCCUGAGUCUGGGCCAGUCCCGGGGGCUUGUGUUGUCAGGAUCUGGGAACGGCCCGGCAGCAGUGCCCAGGGCAGCCCGAAGCAACCAGGAAGCGUUCGGCAUUGACCUGGCAGCCCCCUUGCAGUCAGAGUCAGAGCCAGGGGACUCCAUCGGACUUGUUGACCUCUGAAGCAAGGAUGCCGGGCCCUCACAAGCCCCAUCAUGCAUUCACUGUCAGAUUCACAGUGCGCCCUCUGUUCCGGAGAUUGUCCCAGAUCUUGGGGUACAAGGAAUACAGCAAGCACAGGGAGGGCCAGGCAGCCCAGUUUGGGGAGGUCAGGGGACGCUUCCCAGAGAAGGGACAGUUAAGGAGGCCUGAUGAACAAGGGCAUUAAAGGGGGACGGAGGGUUGGGGCCCAGGCUGUUCCAGCCUGACAGAAGUAGGCACAGAAGCCCCUGCCACCAAGUCACCUCAGCAAAUGUCUUCUCGUCGCUCGUCUCUGGCUCAGCAGCUUUGCCUUUGCCAUGGAGGGCUGGGAGGACC